This is a messenger RNA of Schistocerca gregaria, 914 nucleotides long. RefSeq names its product DCN1-like protein 2. Gene Ontology annotation, cellular component: ubiquitin ligase complex. Gene Ontology annotation, biological process: protein neddylation; positive regulation of ubiquitin-protein transferase activity. The transcript is spliced from 5 exons. The coding region runs from base 19 to 756 and encodes 245 amino acids. The record is from RefSeq and is a predicted model, not a curated record. Gene Ontology annotation, molecular function: cullin family protein binding; ubiquitin-like protein binding; ubiquitin conjugating enzyme binding. NCBI's taxonomy places the organism in Eukaryota, Metazoa, Arthropoda, Insecta, Orthoptera, Acrididae.
CUGAGUUAAUAUUUGAUCAUGUCAGAUACGAGAUCUCUCAGCAAGUCUCAGCAACGUGAACUUGCUAAUUUUGUCAGUAUCACGCAAGCUCCUGUAAAUGUGGCAAUCCCAAUUCUUAAAAAGCAUCGGUGGAACAUUGAAUUAUCUGUGAACAGCUUUUUCAACAGCUAUUCCAAAGACUCUAAGGCUGAAAUUGCGGCCAUUAACGAAACUUUCGAAAAAUACCAAGAGGAUGGGCGCAUUCGAGAAAAAGGCAUGCUACAAAUUUUCAACGAGCUUGAAAUUUCGACUGAAGGAAUUAUGUCCUUAGUCAUUGCUUGGAAAAUGAAUGCUACUGAAAUUGGAGAGUUUUCAAAGGAUGAGUUUUUGAGGGGAAUGCGACAGGUCAAAGCGUGCACCAUACAGGAACUCAAAAAAAAAAUUCCAUCCUUUCAAGAAGAAUUGGAAUCCAAAGCCAAAUUUAAAGAAUUUUACCAAUUUUGUUUCAACUACGGGAAGGGGACAGAGAGAACGCUAAAUCUAGAUUACGCCAUUCUGUUAUGGGAAAUGAUCCUUGCAGACCGUUUUCCUCUUUUGCAGGAGUGGAUUACUUUUUUAAGAACAAAACACAAAAAAGCGAUUUCUCGUGAUAGUUGGAAUUUAUUAUUGGAAUUUAUCGACCAAGCUUCGUCGGACCUAUCUAACUAUAAUUCUGAGGGUGCCUGGCCCAUGAUACUGGAUAAUUUUGUAGAAUAUCUAAAGUCAGGAGAACAUUGAUAGAAAAAUUCUCAGAUGGAAUGCACGAUGUAUAUGAUGUAUAUCAAACAGAGAGCAGAUGUGACGUCUAGGUAGAUUUGGAAAGGAGAAGUCGAGCGUGCACUGAAAUACUUCAGAAUAUAAAAAUAUUAUUGAUUGGCAAUUGUGUUGCGCAUAGA